Cannabis sativa is the source of this 594-nucleotide messenger RNA. Its product is annotated as hydrophobic protein RCI2A. NCBI's taxonomy places the organism in Eukaryota, Viridiplantae, Streptophyta, Magnoliopsida, Rosales, Cannabaceae. The coding region runs from base 107 to 271 and encodes 54 amino acids. The record is from RefSeq and is a predicted model, not a curated record. The transcript has 3 exons. Gene Ontology annotation, cellular component: membrane.
UACUACAAACCAAAGCUUCAGUCCCUCUGAUAUUUUUUUGCUUGAUCAUAUCAGUUUCUCUCUUCAAUUUUCUAAUAUUAUUAUUUUCUCAAGAAAGUGAGAGAAAAUGAGCACAGCUACCUUCAUUGAUAUUAUCAUUGCCAUUAUUUUGCCACCUCUAGGAGUCUUCCUUAGGUUUGGAUGCCAUGUUGAAUUUUGGAUCUGUUUGGUUCUGACUUUGUGUGGGUAUCUUCCUGGGAUUCUCUAUGCCAUCUAUGCUAUCACAAAGUGACCAAACUCGUUUUAGAGUUUGAUCGAGUGUGAAGACCAGACCAUGUUUUUCUUGUUAUUGUUUGUGAAUUUGAUUUAAACCGUUGGAUGGACAUUAUUGUAAUGGUAUUAACGGUUGAUAUCCUUGAUCUCAAGUGUGUGUAUGUGUCAGUAUAUUAGAUAUUUUAAGAGCAGGCUUUCUUUUGGAGUUAUUAUUAUUAUUUUUUAAUUUCUACUCUUUAUUUGAUGUAAUUAAAGUUUGUUUGUCGGUUUCUAUGAUAUGGACAACUGAUAAAUUAAAAUUUGAAUAUUUUAAUUUUAAAAUUGUGGCUGUAUUCUUAUCCA